AUGCUACUGCUGUGUAUAGCAGAACAUCAACUUCAACAUCAUCUAAUCCAUUUCCAUCUUCAAAGUGGACCACUUAUUCCGAGUCACCGGCUUCGACAGUCUGAAAGCCUUGACGCAGCGCUUCUGCAAUCUAGUGGACGAGGAAAUGAAGGAGGAGAAGAAAGAACCAUCGCCGAAGCCAGUAGAGGUUGCUAGUCG
Amoebophrya sp. A25 is the source of this 198-nucleotide messenger RNA. NCBI's taxonomy places the organism in Eukaryota, Dinophyceae, Syndiniales, Amoebophryaceae. The record is from the annotation of a GenBank genome assembly.